Molecule: messenger RNA, 1700 nt
Organism: Brachypodium distachyon (stiff brome)
Lineage: Eukaryota; Viridiplantae; Streptophyta; Magnoliopsida; Poales; Poaceae
Product: MAP7 domain-containing protein 1
Exons: 4
Coding region: 34-1410 (458 amino acids)
Source: RefSeq, a predicted model, not a curated record
CCCUCGCCCUCGCGUGCGUGCGCGAACCAAGCCAUGGAGGAGGAAGGCUCGGAGGAGGCGGCGCGAAUCGCCGACGGGACUUCUUCCUCUCUCGCGCCGCACUCUUCUCCUCUCAACGUCCUCGACGACGUUGGCGUGGCGGUGCCCGUCCACUCCUCUGCUCCGCCGCGACCGCGACCGCACCCAGCUCCGCUUCCGCCUCCAUCGUCCAGUCCCCAUGGAGGUACGUCGACCUGGCCGAGUCUAUCUCCACCUCCGCCUCCUGCUCAACCUAUGGAGAGUUUGUCGAGCUCUGAGCUCUCCGCGGCCGCUGCAGCUCUCAGUCUCACGGACCUGGUCGCCACCACCGACAUCUCACCGCGCUCGCGCAUGGAGGAGACGGGGCGAAUCUCCGACGAAACUUCCUCCCUCGCGCCGGACAAGGAACUGAUGAUGGCUGAGCCCCAAGUACCCAAUCCGACGCCCGUCACCUCCCCCGCGCUGCCGCGGCGUCUGCCCCCACCACCGCCUCCGCCAUCGUCCACCCAUGGUCCUCAUGGAGGUACAGAAUCACAGCCGGGCCUGUAUUCGGGCGUACGCCACCGACCUGUUCGGCAUCACGUCAAUGACGACCGAGCAAGCAUCAAUGGCUUGACAUGGCUAAGCAUCCAAGAAGAAGAGGAGCUGAAGCAACGUGAGGCCAAGUUGAAUCAGAUUGAGAAAGAGCUCGGCAAUUACAUACGGGAGGCGAUCAAGUCUCGCCGUGAACUUGAAAUCAAACGGACAGAAGAUAUCAUUGAGCUCAAUCAAAGGAAAGAACAACUUGACCAACAAGAACAUAAGUUUCAAGUGGAGAAGGAGAAGGAUAGGUUGCUCAACACGGAGAAGCUGCUAGAUGAGAGAGCUCGUGCGCUUAGGAGACCAUUGAUUGAGCAUGUCAGAAACAAGGAAGAAAAUAAGCACGACAACAAUGUCUGGGACAAGAGACAAAACUUGAUGGCAAUUGCUUUGGUAUGCGGACUAUCAGUCUUGAUUUCAGUUCAGCCACAGCUACCACCGGAUUACCUUUCUUGGAUAGUUGGAGUUUUUGCUGGGUUGUGGGUAUUGGCCACCAUUGCCUUCCAGGAAGGACUCUUUGGGGUGUACAGCUUCCAAAAAACAUUCAGUCGCCAUGUCAGCCGGAUGAUAUUCAUAAGCUUCUGCAUAUUCGUCAUAUGUGUGUUCUACAUCCUGUCGGGUCCUCUUGCCCCAGUCAGCUUAUCAUGUGCUACCUCCUCGUCGCCGCCGCCGCCUCCUGCACCAGCCCCAAGCCCCAGUUUCAAGCUGGACGGACGUGUAGGGUGGUACAUUGGGCUUGGAAUUCUUGCAGUUAUUGGGCACAUUUUCUCUUGGUGUUUGGGAUGCACUGCAGGAGGUGACAAAGACGCCUAGGCCAUUUGAGAUUUGACAGUGGAUGUGGAUGUUAAUCGAGGCUUGCAGGAUGUGUCCCGAUCCAGGCUAACAUAGUUACCUGAAUGUUCCACAAUUUUCUCCAUGCAUGCACGUGCCACGGGGGGAAACUCUGCCUCAGCUUUUCUCCUUUUCCGAGAAUUAGCUUCGUGUAUGCUUGCUGGUUCGAUACGGUGGUACAGACUACAGCGUAUGCACUGCUGCGUCUGAUAUGUGUCCUUACCAGGGAAUUGAACGACAAGUGAAUGACCUUUCUUCCUUUUUUGUUUUCA